This is a messenger RNA of Enhydra lutris kenyoni (northern sea otter), 976 nucleotides long. Its product is annotated as refilin A. Gene Ontology annotation, molecular function: filamin binding. The coding region runs from base 572 to 976 and encodes 134 amino acids. The transcript has 3 exons. Gene Ontology annotation, cellular component: actin filament bundle. The record is from RefSeq and is a predicted model, not a curated record. Gene Ontology annotation, biological process: negative regulation of chondrocyte development; skeletal system morphogenesis; actin filament bundle organization. NCBI's taxonomy places the organism in Eukaryota, Metazoa, Chordata, Mammalia, Carnivora, Mustelidae.
CCCAGACACUAACCCUUCCUUCUCUGGUUGUUGAGGGGUGUUGACGUGGAGCUGAGGCGGGCCUGGGGGAGGCCGGAACCCCAGGGCAGGAGACUCGAGUGCUCUCUCCCCCCUGGACUUAGUGUGGGGCCUCCAGGUGGAUUUGGGUGGGCACCCAGCCUGGCCGCCGAGCCAGGGUGGCCCAUGGCCCGGAGCGGGGUGCAAAGUGGGCGGGACCCAGCACCUUCGCCACUUGAGAAAUGACAAGAUGAAAUCGGGAAGUCACUUAGGAUCCCAGUGGCAUUUCCCCCCCCGCCCGGCCCUGCCUGCUCUCUGCACGCCUUACAUCUUGCUUGCCAAGUGUAUGUGCUGGCUCAGCUCCAGCCCGGCUCCGCUUUCCUGGGGCCCCCCGUGAUGCUCGCCCGGCACCUCGCAGGGCACAAAAUGCCUCCCCCUGGCCCAGCUGAAAAUCCUCCCGACAGCAGGAAGGAACGCUGGCCUUGCCUCAAGCCUCACGACAUGAAUUUCCCUUGUGCCUCCCUUGCUCCCUAGUCUGCCCCCUGCCCUCCCCCCGAAUUCCCCAGCGCUUGAGAUGAGGCCCCGGAUGCUGCCUGUGUUCUUUGGGGAGAGCAUCGAGGUGCACCCAGAGCCCACGCACGAGAUCCGCUGCAACUCGGAGGUCAAGUACGCCUCGGAGAAGCACUUCCGGGACAAUGUCUUCUACGCGCCGGUGCCCACGGUCACGGCCUACAGCGAGACGAUCAUGGCGGCGCCCAACUGCACGUGGCGCAGCUACCGCAGCCAGCUGACCCUGGAGCCGCGGCCCCGCGCCCUGCGCUUCCGCAGCACCACCAUCAUCUUCCCCAAGCACGCCAGGAGCACUUUCCGGACCACCCUGCACUGCAGCCUGGGCCGGCCCAGCCGCUGGUUCACGGCCAGCGUGCAGCUCCAGCUGUGCGAGCACCCCCGGCUCCUGGGGCCCGCGGCGGCGCUCUGA